ACUCAAACUCAAUUUUGUAAAUGUUCGAAAAAUUAUAAAAAAACCUUUGAAAUGUUCAAACUAGAUAAUCUUAUUUGGUGCCUUUGCGCUGUGGCUUUUAUUUUCCCUCGAGCAUUAUGUGAUGCAAACAAAGUGGUGUUCCAAUUCCCAGAAUAUGACUACAAGGAAACGAGUAAGAAUGAGCUAGCAUUUCGGGAAUUUGAAUCAGCUUGCGACCAGAGUGCUCGUUGUUCGGUUUUCGAAGGCAUCGAGAAGACACGAUGCGUGCGGGAAUGUGUUUCUCCUUCGUGCUAUCAGGAGAUAUACAAAUUCGAUGAGCUAGAAGAAGGGGAAAUAGAUGUACGACUCAAUUCAUUUAGGGCGUGCUUCAUGCAGCGUUUGAGUAGAAAUCGUGGUUAAUUGAUUAAAUACUUUUCUACUGAAAUAUUGAAAUAAACUAAUUGAACUCACAAACA
Molecule: messenger RNA, 455 nt
Organism: Armigeres subalbatus
Lineage: Eukaryota; Metazoa; Arthropoda; Insecta; Diptera; Culicidae
Exons: 3
Coding region: 52-399 (115 amino acids)
Source: RefSeq, a predicted model, not a curated record